GCGCUGGCGGAGGUUCAAGGUGUGCAGUGCUUGAAGGAAUGGAACGCAUUCAUUGGCCUGUAAUGGCCUAUGCUGUAAAGUCAAGGAUCAGAGCACGCUUCCUCAGAGCAGUUUAAAAAGGAGCACAUUUUGAUGUGGCAGUGCUGUGGAAAUAAUAUGGUAGGAAGAGGCUUUGCUGUGGCAGUAGAGUGUGCCAGUCUUGUGGCAGUAGAACAGGUUUGGUGUGGCAGUAGAAGGUUUGAUGAGGUUUGCGGUGUGGCAGUAUGAGAUUUGAUGAGGUUUGCCCUGUGGCAGUGGAACAGGUUUGGUGUGGCAGUGCUGUGGCAGUGGUGUGGCAGUGCAAUGUUUGAUGAGGUUAGCAUUGUGGCAGUAUGAGGUUUGAUGAGGUUUGCGCUGUGGCUGUAGUAUGUCUCAGUAGUGUGGCAAUACAGGGUUGUCUCUUGACAUCCUCGCCAUAGAGGUUUAUGGUAGGGAAACUCUCCAAGGCUAAUUUAUACUACCCUAGCAUAUGUCACGGGGUAGGUUGUUAAGACGUUGUUGAGAGCAUUCGCAACCUGGGGGUCGAAGGUCAGAUUCUUUUGUAAAAAGCCUUAGGACUUACGUUUAUGCGGGAAACAUUGGCUUUGAGCAUCGUGCAUGCCAAGAGCAGAAUUUGUGUUGGUUUCCGACUUCGGAAUUUUGCUUCAUUGCUUCAACCAUCACUUCGUGUGUGACAAUUAUAUACAUGUAUAUAGCGUCAUUGUUCAGGUUCAUGUCGCAGAAGGUGCGACUUCAGGUUCAAUAUGCACCUCAAGUGUUGUUUGCUGGGUGGCAGGGGUGUUGAAGAUGUGGAGCUGUGAGGGACAGAGUCCAAUAGAACUUUGCUUGUCAGGACAUUGCUACAAAAGGAGCAGCAGGCUUUUGCAGUUGGAGCGCUGGUUGUCACAUGCGUGAAAACCGGGGAAGACAGCGCCACAAGACAAUGGUGUAUACAUGUUGGAAUGGUGGAUAGAUAGAUUGUAGGGCCUAAGAUAGCCACCAUUUGCCUGCGGAGGCGGCAAGGCCUGUUUGGCUUCAAGCUGCUGAAGAAGAUACGGAAGUGCCAUACAAACUUGUUCAACAGUCGCUUGAGCGUGCUCAUCACUGGCCUGGCUUUACAUUGAGAACCCUGCAAGGCCUUGGGCACGACAUCGGCCAGCAUGAGGCCACACUUCUCAACGAUUUUCUGAAAGCACACGCGCAGGAGAUGGAUUUGUCGUUGUUAAAACUCGGUUUCACUUGGAUCUCCGAGGUCAUUGGACUCAGCCCUUUCUUUAGGAUCCACCAUGAUCACAAUUCAAGCAGACUUGCACCUGGAAGAGACGUGUUGAGGAUGCCUAUUUCGAAGUUGAUAUGAACGACGCAUUUGAUGAGUGGGAUGAUUUGGAAUUGGACAUUGAUGUUGGUCCGUCAAUCCCAGGCAUAAACGCCUAGAGGCAUCAUCCAAAAUAUCAAAAGUCUUCAAACCAAAUCAAGGCAAACCUGAAGCCUUGAUUUAAGUAGGUCGACAACAGUGGGCCAAAGAGUCUUUGCUUUCUUCCGGUUUCAUUUAUCAGCGGUCUGGCAACAGCCCUGGCCUCACAGGGG
Molecule: messenger RNA, 1605 nt
Organism: Durusdinium trenchii
Lineage: Eukaryota; Dinophyceae; Suessiales; Symbiodiniaceae
Source: the annotation of a GenBank genome assembly